Meloidogyne enterolobii is the source of this 1864-nucleotide messenger RNA. NCBI's taxonomy places the organism in Eukaryota, Metazoa, Nematoda, Chromadorea, Rhabditida, Meloidogynidae. The record is from the annotation of a GenBank genome assembly.
CCAUAUUGUUGGAUUGAUUAAUAUUUUUUGAGUAACCGAAUGCGUAAACGCCAAGGGGUUGAAGUUUAUCCGAUUUUGUCCCAUCCAAGUUAUUUGCCCCCUCCCCUCCUGGGCAUGCCGUUAACAUUCUGCGUAUUUAUAUUUCGUUUUUCUAAAUUUUAUUUCUUCAAUUUUUUCAGAGAUGCCAAUUUUCACCCAAAAUUGCUUGAUGCAUUUUUUCAAGACUUUCGGGACCAUUACAAACUACAUUUUUCAAGAAGUCAUUAUGCUACUUACGAUAAAGAAGUGUGCAAUCGUUUAUUACAUCAACAUUUUCCUUCGUGUCGGACACCUUUAAUUGAAUUUUUGGUGGAUGAAUUCUCUGGAAGAUAUUCAACUGCCGCUUGGAUUUGUUUUUUUGUUGAGAGCAAUUUGGGAUACAUGGUUCGAAAUUUUUUUCUUCUUCUUGAAAUGCGUAGUUGGUCAAUUAUGAGCAAACCUUUGCCUUUACCACGUAAACGUCGAAAUAAUUGGAUUCCAAAUCCAACUGAAGGUUCUUUGGCUGAUUCAAUUAAAGAAUUUACUAAAGUUUUGAAACGUUUCCGUAAUGAUUAUAAACAAUUAUUUUGUGAAAAUGAAGAUCGUCUUUUGCCUAAUGUUGAACAAAUUGAAAAUUUGGAAAAUAUUGAAAAAUUUGAAUGUUUGGUUUGCACUGGAGAAUUUGCAAUUGAUAGGGCAAUUGGUUGCAAUUAUCAUCCUAUUGGUCAACGCAAAAAUAUUGAAAUUGUUGAUUUGGUUAUACCUUGGGAUAAAGAGAAAGUUAAUUUUGUGGACAAUACACAAAAUGAAAAACACCUUUUUUGUGUUGAAUGUUUAAUUGGACAUGCUAAGGCAGCGACGCAAGAAAUGCCGUUAGCAAAAGGUGGUGUUGGACUGCAAUGUAUGGCUUCAAAUUGCCCUAAUGCUAUUUUAUUUUCCGAAUGCCGUUUUUAUAUUCCACCAAAUAUCCGUCGUCAUUUAAAUGCUAGAAUACUCGAAGAAAAUCUUGGUGCUGCAAAUUUGGAGAAUUUAGAACGUUGUACUCAAUGCAAUUUUUCAAUGAUCAUCGACAUUCCAUAUCAACAAUUGCGAGUUUUUUCGUGCCAAAAAUGUAAGGCGCAACACUGCCGAAAGUGCAAACAUGCUUGGGAUGAUAUUCAUUUUGGGAGGAACUGUGAAGAUUUACUUAAUGUAGCUGAGGAACGAAAACAUAAUUUUGAGAAUCGUUUGAGUGAAGCCAUUAUUCGUCGUUGUUAUAGAUGCUCAGUUCCUUUUGUUAAAUUGGCAGGAUGUAACCAAAUGAGUUGUCGUUGUGGUGCUGUUCAGUGUUAUUUAUGUCGAGCAAAGGAUAUUAAUUACAGCCAUUUUUGCCAGCAUUUUCGAAAUCCCAAGCUUACUGGGUGUAGCCAAUGUAAGAAAACGUGUCUUUUGUGGCACCCUGAAGAUUAUGUUGAUUCAAUUGCUUUAAAUGAAUUGAGGAAAGAGGCUGAAGAGGAAGGAAUUGAAUUGGUAUGAGGAUUUUUUGAGUUAAAAAAUUUUUUUCAAAAAUUUUUUUUUGAAAUUUUUAAAUGAAAAUGACAUUUUCUGGGAGAAUUUUGGAAUAAUUUUUCGAGUUGAUUUUUUUUUAAUAAUUUUUAUUUUCUUUUUCAGUAAAAUUUUGCCCCAUGAAUUUGUUGACUUUGGGUUUUGGCAAUUUAAAAAGCAUGGAAAUUAUUUUUGUUAAUUGUUAUUUUGAGAGCUUUAUUUAUUGAUUGGAUUUUUACUUAAACCAAUUUUGGCCGGUUCUCCGUUGUCUUGACUAUCAGUUGCCCGCUUCAAUUGGCGGAACUCCCCUGAUUCUAUCUGC